Molecule: messenger RNA, 810 nt
Organism: Cetraspora pellucida
Lineage: Eukaryota; Fungi; Glomeromycota; Glomeromycetes; Diversisporales; Gigasporaceae
Source: the annotation of a GenBank genome assembly
AUGAUUAUUGAAAAAAGUGGAAUUUCUAGAUAUUUUAUUCAACGACUUGCUAUUGGAUUUGGUGAAUUUGAUAAAGAAUUUAUAAAUAUAAAAAUUAAACAUAAUAAUUUACCAUCAAAUGUUAUAGCUAUAAAAUCAUGGGCUAGUAAUUUACCUUUAGAUGUUUAUUUUUCUAUUUUGAAAAAAGCAACUUUUAUAUAUAGUAAUCAAUUAUGUCUUAAAGGAAAUGAUCUGGAAUUAUUGUAUCUUCUUUCUGGAAGUGAAUCUAAAUAUGAGCAAAUAGUUACAAAAAUUAAUUCAAAUAUUGAUAAAAUUAAAAAAUUGAUAUAUAAAUUUAAACUAAUUCCAUUUCCUAAAAGACAAUAUAGUAUUUUAUCACAAUAUUAUCAAAGGUUUCCAUCAAAUGAUAGUUAUGAAAAUACUUUACAACUCAAUACUAUUGCAAGAUUGAUUUUAUUUAAACCAAAACUUUUAAAUUAUUGGAAAGAUAUUGGAUAUGAUUUUGAAGAUAUUAAUGAUAUAGUUAUGAAGGGAUUACUGAUUUUUCUUUAUCACCCAAAUUUAUCAAGGCAAAAUAUUAUUUUUGAUAAAAACCCUUUAGUUAAAAAAUAUAAAGAAUAUUUAGAUUUUGGAUUUAAAUUAAAUUAUUUUAUGAUUCAAAAUAUUUUUGAUAUAUAUAUCCAAUUACAUAAACUUGAAAAUCUUUAUGAUAUUUUUAUUAAUUCUUUUAUUGAAAUUUUAAGUAAUGAUAAAACUAUUAUUACUAAAACUAUUCUUUUAAAUAAAAUUAUACACAUGCUUCUAAAUUAA